Messenger RNA from Andrographis paniculata, 360 nucleotides. RefSeq lists its product as uncharacterized. The transcript has 2 exons. The coding region runs from base 1 to 360 and encodes 119 amino acids. The record is from RefSeq and is a predicted model, not a curated record. NCBI's taxonomy places the organism in Eukaryota, Viridiplantae, Streptophyta, Magnoliopsida, Lamiales, Acanthaceae.
AUGCCUUUGAAAUCAACGAUGAGCGUAGCUUUCGAUCACUUUACCCGAAAGCUUUUCACGAGAUUUUUCAUCUUCGACGCUGUGGGAACAGUAUUCUUCGAUUUCUUCUUUCCUUUGCCUUUGGUGCUCUUGAUAAGCGUCGUUGGCUUGAGAAAGUUUGGUACGAUGAACUCCCAGUUACGGAAACAUGACGCAGAGCUCGAACGCUUCAUCUUGUCAUCGACCGGAACGAUCUACCGAAAGAAUGUCGAAUACUCGGUCUUGCAAACCUGCAUCGGAGAAUGGUGUUUGGCAUUAGAGGCUGAAUGCGAAGUAGCUGAGGAAUCGGGUCGAGCAGAUGAUCGGAGAUAUCUUGCAUAG